Panicum virgatum (switchgrass) is the source of this 720-nucleotide messenger RNA. RefSeq lists its product as uncharacterized. The record is from RefSeq and is a predicted model, not a curated record. Lineage: Eukaryota; Viridiplantae; Streptophyta; Magnoliopsida; Poales; Poaceae. The coding region runs from base 1 to 720 and encodes 239 amino acids. The transcript is spliced from 3 exons.
AUGGAGCGGCACAGAGCGGCACGCCUUGCUACCCCCACGUGGGUAGAGGUCGGCACGUCGCAGCCUGCAGCCACGGCGGGGGAUGUCACCACCUCUUCACCACCACCGAAUGCGGCCUCUGUGCUUCCCAAGGAGGGCGCGACUGCGCCGUCGCCCUUUCCCUUCGAGAUGCGCAACGCCGCUACGACCUACGCCUCUUCGAUCAGCACCAACAUGAGCGCGUACAAGGAUCUACCGGGUCAUCACCUCCUCUCGAUCCGCAACCUCAUUGCGUCAUCACCCGACGACUCCUACUCCGACACUACCAACGACAUCAACUUCUUCAUGGACAACCUCGCGGCCCCGGAGUGGGACUACUCCGGAGGCACCUACGUGUGCCCCGGGAACUCAUGGGAUCUCCGAGGGUGUCGGCAGAAGCCCAACAAAUCCCUGCGCAACUACGUGCGACGCUUCUCCAGGCAAUGCACCGAGCUCCCUAGCGUCACCAACGUCGAGGUUGUCAACACCUUCCUUGAAGCGGCCAACUUCUGCAAGGAGGUGCUCACCUUCGAGGUAGUGGGGUUUUGGCCAGUAUACCAUGCCAUUCUUGGCCGUCCGUGCUUCACCAAGUUCAUGGCAAUCCCCAACUACACCUACCUCAAGAUGAAGAUGCUGGGCCCGAAGGGGGUCAUCACCGUCGGCUCCUCGUUCGAGCACGCCUACGAAUGCGAUGUCGAGUGA